Molecule: messenger RNA, 2731 nt
Organism: Nipponia nippon (crested ibis)
Lineage: Eukaryota; Metazoa; Chordata; Aves; Pelecaniformes; Threskiornithidae
Gene: ARHGAP24
Product: Rho GTPase activating protein 24
Biological process (GO): wound healing, spreading of epidermal cells; negative regulation of ruffle assembly; activation of GTPase activity
Cellular component (GO): focal adhesion
Molecular function (GO): GTPase activator activity
Source: RefSeq, a predicted model, not a curated record
AUGGAAGAACACAAUGGCUCUGCAGAGACUCCCCCACUGAGCCAAGGGCGGCACAGUGCCAUUAAAUGUGGGUGGCUGCGGAAGCAAGGAGGCUUUGUCAAGACCUGGCACACACGCUGGUUUGUUCUCAAGGGUGACCAGCUUUACUAUUUCAAAGAUGAAGAUGAAGCCAAGCCCUUGGGUACCAUCUUUCUGCCUGGCAACAGAGUAAUUGAGCAUCCUUGCAAUGAAGAAAGUCCGGGAAAGUUCCUUUUUGAAGUUGUUCCAGGAGGAGACCGAGAGCGGAUGACAGCUAAUCAUGAGACAUACCUUCUUAUGGCGAGCACACAGAGUGACAUGGAGGAUUGGGUGAAAUCCAUUCGCAGGGUUAUAUGGGCACCAUUUGGAGGAGGUAUUUUUGGCCAGAAGCUGGAAGAUACUGUCCGAUACGAAAAGCGAUAUGGGAACCGCCUGGCUCCUAUGUUGGUGGAACAGUGCGUGGAUUUUAUCCGACAGCGGGGGCUAAAGGAAGAAGGCCUUUUUCGACUGCCUGGGCAGGCUAAUCUUGUCAAGGAGUUACAGGAUGCAUUUGACUGUGGAGAGAAGCCUUCUUUUGACAGCAAUACAGAUGUGCACACGGUGGCAUCACUGCUUAAGCUGUACCUAAGGGAACUCCCAGAACCAGUCAUACCAUACGCAAAAUACGAAGAUUUUCUUUCCUGUGCCAAAAUGCUCAGCAAGGAGGAAGAAACGGGCCUGAAAGAACUGGUGAAGCAAGUGAAGAGCCUGCCAGCUGUCAAUUAUAAUCUGCUGAAAUAUAUCUGUAGAUUCCUUGAUGAAGUCCAGUCUUAUUCGGGUGUAAACAAAAUGAGUGUGCAAAAUCUGGCUACUGUUUUUGGCCCCAACAUCCUUCGCCCCAAAGUAGAAGAUCCUCUGACUAUCAUGGAGGGUACAGUAGUAGUUCAGCAGCUAAUGUCAGUGAUGAUUAGCAAACAUGAAGAGCUGUUUCCCAAGGAUGCAGAUCCUCAGAUGGGACCCGAGGUAUACAACAAUAACAAUGAAAUGCCGAAGAAAGCGAUUGCGGGGCAGCUACAGAACAAAGAGAACAACAACACCAAGGAAACAGCAGUGAGGCGCUGUUCUUGGGACAAACCUGAGUCUCCCCAAAGGGGAAGCAUGGACAAUGAGUCUCCGACUGCUCUGCCAGGCAGCAAGACAAAUAGCCCCAGGAACAGCAUCCAGAAACUAGAUGUCACCAGAAGCCCACCACUCAUGGUGAAAAAAAAUCCUGCUUUUAAUAAAGGCAGUGGCAUAGUCACCAAUGGGUCCUUCAGCAGUUCUGUGGAGGGCCCUGAGAAGAGCCAGACCUUACCAAACUGUACCCUGCAAACCAGGAGAACGUCGUCCCUGAAAGGACCGGUGACUAAGAUGGGCACACACAGCGUGCAGAAUGGAGGUGUGCGGAUGGGUGUUUCUAGCACAGAUGGACACAGCAACACCCUCAGCAGCCGGACCCCAGGCUGGGUGCCCAAUGGCUACGUCACACUGAGGGACAACAAGCAGAAGGAGUCGGUGAGUGAGUCAGGCCAGCACAACAGGCUUUCCACCUAUGACAAUGUCCACCAGCAGUUCUCUAUGGUGAACUCUGAUGACAAACAGAGUGUGGACAGUGCCACCUGGUCAACAUCCUCUUGUGAAAUAUCCCUCCCUGAGAACUCCAACUCCUGCCGUUCAUCCACCACCACCUGCCCUGAGCAGGACUUUUAUGCGGGUAACUUUGAAGACUCUGUGCUGGAUGGACCACCACAUGAAGACCUCUCUAACCCAGGUGACUAUGAGAACAAAAGUGACAGAAGAAGCGUGGGGGGCCACAGCAGCCGAGCCACCAGCAGCAGCGAUAACAGUGAAACAUUUGUGGCCAACAGUACUAACAAUCACAGUGCUUUGCACAGCCUGGUGUCCAGCUUGAAGCAAGAGAUGGCCAAGCAAAAACUAGAGUAUGAGACGAGGAUAAAAAGCCUGGAGCAGAGAAAUCUCACCCUGGAGACGGAAAUGAUGGCCCUGCAUGAAGAACUGGAUCAAGAGCGGAAGAAGUUCACAAUGGUAGAAAUCAAAAUGCGUAAUGCAGAACGCGCCAAGGAAGAUGCAGAGAAGAGGAAUGAUAUGUUGCAGAAGGAAAUGGAGCAGUUUUUCUCCACUUUUGGAGAACUGACAGUGGAGUCUCGCAGACCAGAAAGAGGCAACACCAUCUGGAUCCAGUGAGCAUUGGAAGCAUAGACUGUGGGACUCUGGGGAAGGGCUUGGGGGUAUUAUACUGUAUCAGGUGGCUGGUCACCUGUCUGAGGCUAGUACUCAACAUAAUGUUAUAAACCCUUGAAGGAAGAAAUCGUACAGACAUUAACCACUCGUAUCUACAGUGUGUACUUAUCAAGUUAUACUCUUUGAAUGCUUCAUGAGACUACUGUCAAGUGUUACAACUGGAUACGUGUAUAUAAAUUUAAAAAAACUCACCUUAGAGAGCCAGAGAUGUAUCUCAAGAAAUAUUUUAAUGCAAGUCUUGUAUUUAAACAGGUAAAUUGAAAUGUUGCAAUCAAGCUUUAUAUCAAGGCUUUUCUCCCUUGCACUUAACAUAAUAAGCUAUUUUUGGCAUUGUGUUACCAUCAGCUUAUUUUGUAUAUCAAAUGUUCUUUGUUUUUGUUUUUUUUGUUACCCCUCUUGCUGGGGAGUGGAGAUAAACAGAUAUGUUAAGGUA